Molecule: messenger RNA, 1582 nt
Organism: Cebus imitator (Panamanian white-faced capuchin)
Lineage: Eukaryota; Metazoa; Chordata; Mammalia; Primates; Cebidae
Gene: CUNH6orf118
Product: chromosome unknown C6orf118 homolog
Exons: 9
Coding region: 35-1408 (457 amino acids)
Source: RefSeq, a predicted model, not a curated record
CAGCCCAGCCCGGGCAGCUGGAGGGAAGGAAGCGAUGGCCCAGGGGCAGGAGCCUGAAUUUUACCUGAAGUGGAAGCACUGCGAGACACCAGGCGUGAAGACCCUGUGCAAUCUGAAGAAACUUCUGAACUGCCUUCAGAAAGACCACCAGGAGGACAUCUCCCAGUACAUCUCUGGACAUCUGAACCCCAACAAGCUCUACCGGCCUCCCGAGACGGUCUUACAGCACUGGCCCAAUGCCAACCGACCCCGGGAGCAGCAUGUAUCUGGGGUGGGAGAGCCACCUUCAGGACAGGUGGCGAGGAUGAAGGAGGCCCUGGCGCGCUUCACCAUACACACAGCGCUGGUCCCCAGCGAUGCCCAGGACACACCAUUGUUCAGGUACCUGAACCCCCAGGCCUCUCUUUCCCACACUUCAGAAGAGGACCUCCUUCCAAUGGAGGCUCUUGGAGAAGGGACGGAGGAGAUGUACAGAGGCCCAUCUGGAUGGCGCAGGAGGGAAGAACUCUGGCUGUCUGACAUGAAGGCGCUGCAAUACCAGGAGGCUGGGCUCAGAGGCACCAGGGACCAGCACCACUAUGUCAGCUCCUACCUGACUGGGGUCACCAAGGCUGACAGCUACAGGAUGUUCCUGCGUUUCCAGAAGGAAGUGCUCGCCAAGCAAGAUCUCCUGGAAAAUGACUUCACUGGGAGCAAGGUGGCCAAGGGCCAUGAGAGAAAGCUGCAGCAGGAUCUCCAGAAAAUUUGCACGUGCAGCCCUCAGCAGUUCAACAGACUGCAUGUCUUUGGAAAAGUCUUUGAAGAUAUUUGUAAGAGCUCUUUGAUAUUUGGUGAUCUCUUGAAAGAAGUUAAGGAUGAAUACGAACUCUACAUGUCGACGCUCCUGGAGUCCCAGCCCCCCGCACAGUAUGAGGCUCUUCUGGCUCAACUCGAGGGGCUGGAGCAGAGGUCAGUGAAGACGGCAGACGUGGAUCUCGCCAGGGAGGAGCUGAGGAUGCUCGUGAGAGCCAUAAAAGCAGCCCUGGAGCGCAACGACAGACUCAGGAGUGAACUGACGAUAGAGCGGGCGUUGCUGCAGUCUGCAAAGAAACGAUCAGAAUCAUCUAAGAAACAUAUAAUUGAUGAGAACCAACUUACUCUUAUUGAGAAGGUUGAAAAGAAGAGGCGUGAAAUACUAAAUAAGUGGGAUGAGAUACAAGCUCUGGAAAAAGAAAUUAAAACAACUUUGGUUCAUACUGGAGUUUCAGAUAUCACUGAGAAUCGGAUUAAAAGCAUAGAGGUUAUUGAAAGCAACAUGAAGCAGACCAUGGGAAGGAUCAGUGAAGAGGGGCAGGAGGGCCUUUGGAAAUUUAUCAAGGAAUUUGUAAAAUUAGAAGAAAUAGAAGAUACCUCUCAAGCGACUGAAUAAAUAGCCAAUGAAAAUUCUUAACUUCCAUGUAUUUAGCAUGGUUGUUUGCAGAUAUAUAUAUAUAUAUACAUUCAUAAAGAUACAUUUCAUUUCUUCAGCUUUAAUCUCUAGUAAAAUUAAUGUUGUGUAUGUAUCCUGCUCAGAAUACUGAAAUAAGCACAUGUAUACAUAUGA